CAAAUACAAAAACGGUAUAAAAUAGAACAAAGGAUUCCUAUAGCUUAUCGGUUGAUAUACGUCGGCGACGUUGUGUAUAGCACGGAGAUAUCGAUAUCCCUAGGCGGCGAAUAAUACUGAUAAUUGGACGUACGCAAGAAUUUUUAUAUCAUCACAACAAUGAUAACUUCACGUGCAUUUGUAAAGGGUCAAAAUGACGGAUCUGCAUAAGUCCGACGGUGACAACGGUAAAGAAGUGCUACAAGAAGGUAGGAGCAAGCUUCCUUUUGUGUCUUUAGUGGCUGUUGGUACUGUAUUUUGGGGUUACGUCCUUGGAAGGCGGAUUAAUCGCGUGUUAAUAUCCAGAUACAGUGACAUUGUAUAUCAGAUUAGGCGUCCUGAUUCGUUGAGCAACCGGUACACUGCUUUUAAGUACUUCGUAUUGGGUGGAGCACUGGUUCCUACAGUGUUGCUAUCUGGGACCUACUUCCUCAAGAUUCGACGUGACCCUGAUAGUGGCAUAUUACUAUUUAAGCGUGUAAAUCAGGAGGCUGCCGCUGCGUCCCAGCGUCAUUUUUCCGGCUAUGCCAACAAUGCCAGUAGAAAGCUUGAGUUCCUGGCUGACGGUGUCAAACGUUCACUUUUGGAGCAGUCAGGUCCUCGUAUGGCAGAGGACCUUCGCAAGGACAUAGCAUCGGUCAAGCGUUGGAUCAAGGGUUUGUUCUAGGAGCAUGGCUGAGGAGGGUGCUGUGGAGACCCCUGAGCGGUCCGCGCAGUUUAAUGACGAGUAUGUACCAUUUGGUUUUGCUGAUUCCGACUUUGGCGGCUUAACCAUCCUAAAGGGCCUUGCUGACUUGCCAUUAACGGGUAAUGUAAAUUCUGGCAGUGUUUGCUCCGUUUAUAACGAAUCAGCUGAUACCUUCGAUGACACUUACAAUGACCCGUUGGAUUCAGAUUCUAGGAACAACUCUGGUCGCAAGGGUGACAAGAAGCGCAAGGCUGACCUUGAGAGGAGCCGCAUAUCUAAUGACGCUGUGCGCAUCCUCGAUAUGUACCACCGCUAUGGUGUUAUAGACACUAAUGACCCAAUUCUCCUUGAAUUGGAACCCGUUAGGGCCUUUUUUACUCACAUAGAUCGGCUGUACAGGACUCCUAAGAUAUCACUUGCUGAUGCGUUUACUCGGGCUUUGCAGCAGCUGACCAAGCUUCCCAGGCUGAUCAAGAGGUGCAGCACCCAUUUGAAAAAAUCCAAGGAAGAUGAUACAACAGAAACCACGGACACAGAACACCGCAACGUCGUUGUAUGGGAGAAUGUGAAGAUGCAGCGCAACAUCGGCGGGGUCCAAGUUCUAUUCCACUUUCCCACUAUGCAGAAGCCUCAGAUACAGUUACUAGCAAAGUUAAUGCACGCCUUGAAGAAUUCGCAGCAUGUCGUUUUGGAGUCUCCCACAGGCACCGGGAAGACAGCUGCCAUAUUGGCAGGUGUCUUUUCUUGGAUGUUCCAAAACCACAUCAGGGACGCCUCAAUGGUGAAUACCGAUACCAAACCCGGUGAAGGCUCUGCUGAGAAGCCGAAGAAGCAGGAGCCGCGGCUACGCGUGAUCUACUUGACACGUACUCACGCUCAGAUAAAGCAGGUGAUUCAGGCUGUGAAGACCUGUGGCUUCCGGCCGAGGAGUUGCAGCAUUGCAUCAAGACUACAAAUGUGCAUAUACAAGUCCAACAGGGCCGAGGCAGAGGGCGCGAACUCCAGUGACAGCGGUGAGGACGUCCCCAAUUUACAGAACCGCAUCAACUUACAGUGCCGGAAACUCGUUGCUAAUGCUGAUAAAGGUCGCUUGAAAGCCAAUAACGGCUGCACUGGGUGUUUCAGCAGUAACGCUAAUUCAUAUAAAAAAGAGAAGAUGUGCCCAUACUACUUGAACAUGGGCUCGAAGCACUUUGCGGUGGACACUGCAAUGAAGGUUCUUGGUAGGACCGAAUCAACUUUUGACAUUGAGGACCUGAUGCGUUAUGGCAUAGAGGGCACUAGUGAGGACGUCGACUUGCCCUGUAGCUGUGGCAAAAGCUUUGGUGGCAAGUCCAAGAAAUUAGCCAGGAGACUGGCUUCGCCUGCGCAGGACAUCACUCAAUACUUCUCUCCCAAGGCCAUGAUGGGUCUCGAUGACCCCGUUGAGCUGGGUGUAUGUCCCUACUAUGCUGCUAAGAGCAUUGCUCAAGUAUCGGAAUUUGUGGUAUGCCCUUAUCCCUAUGUCCUGGAUCUCCAGGCUAUGGUUAAGGGUGUAUCUAUAUCGCAGAAGGUGGCUGGCAUCAUACAGACCGACCCUAGGUUCAAGAGUGUUAAAAACGAGACCAUGGAGAUUAUGAACGACAAGACAAAUGUUAAUGGUGUGCCCAACUUGAACAUUUUCGGUAACCUGAAUGACACGGUCCUGGUCUUUGAUGAGGGCCACAAUGUUGAGAAUGCAUGCCAGGAGGAGGCUUCCUGGGACAUUAAGUUUGACCUUAUAAAGCGUAUUUUAUCCUGGAUUAAGAAGAUGCGUGAGGAGGUGAUUGCUUCUUCUGGGUUGAGUUACGUGGGUGUUGAUGACUUGAAAACUGCUGAGAAGUUAGGCCAGCAGGCUCUGGGCAUAUUGUUGCGGGUCACUCGCUUUUUGAAUGACCUGUUGUUAUUCUUACAGGGCUUUGUUUCUAAUCUAAAGAUUCCACCUAAAAAAGGUGUGGACAACCGUGGUGAGAGUAUUCUUUACAGUUGGGACACCUAUGACGACAAGUCUAACCCCCUGGGUGGUGCUCAACGUUUUAUUGAUGCCCUCAAUUUGGACAUCGCUAGUAUGUAUGUUCUCUACUGCAGUGUGAUGCAGAUGAGGGCUUUUGUUAGGCAUUUACGUCCCACUACAGUGCGCCAGGUAGAGGAGUACUUAAUCCAUUUGGAGUUUAUGACUGCCACUAUGGUAAUGCUUUGUCACAAGCCAGAGUGCUACAAUGUAUUAAUCCUGGUUAAUGCCAACAAGUCAUAUUCCUUGGGUCUAUGGCUGAUGAACCCUUCUGCAAUGUUCAGCGAGCUUGCGGCUAAUGCUAAAAGUAUUGUUAUAGCUUCGGGUACACUAUCGCCUAUACCUGCCAUGGUAAGCAGUUUAGGCCCCGAGUUUGAGAGCCGAGUGAAUGGCAACAUUAUAUCCACCACGCAGCAACUAGAUCCCGGUAAUCUGGCGGUGUAUAUGGUAACUCACUUUUCUCGGUCUACUAAGGAACGCAUUCAAUGUGACUUCGCCAAUCAGAAGGAUGAACGAUUUCAGACUCAGUUGGGUCACUCUUUGGCUAAGCUUCUGGAGGUCCUGCCUGGUGGUACUCUUAUAUUCUUUACCAGCAAGGCCAUUUUAACAUCCUGCAUCGAGCAUUGGCGCGUGACUGCGUAUAAUGAUGCCUCUGUUCAUGGCGAGUCCAGGACCAUAUAUGACCACAUAGCAUCGCUUAAGGGUGGCAACUUAUACCAGGAGCCAAACGAGGCUUCGGAAUUCCAGAAACUACUCAAGGAACUGCACGUAUUGGACAUGUUCGUUAUGUUUGCUGUAUGCAGGAGUCACUCUUCGGAGGGAUUGAACCUGAAGUUAUCGUCACUCAUCCUUGUUGGCCUUCCCUACCCUUCGACCAUUGCACCUCGGGUGGACAUUGCUCGGAGGUACAACCGCGCGAGUGGUCAAAAGUACAACUGGUACUUGCGGGAGACAUUCCGUGCGGUUAAUCAGGCCAUUGGCCGUUGUAUUCGUAACAAGAAGGAUCGCGGUGUCAUAAUUCUUAUGGACAAUCGCUACAAGCGUGAUCGUGAAUACUUGCCGUCAUGGACCAACCCCUUUAUACGUUCUCAUAAUAUUGUUGACGACGUGAGGCAUGACAUUCAAACUGGAUUUACAUUCUAGGCCUACAGAGUGUUGUUAAACUGCUUUUGUAUCAUCCGGUAACAACUCCGGUGUGUAACGGUGUCUUUUGUUAUACUGGCAUAUAAAACU
Molecule: messenger RNA, 3989 nt
Organism: Babesia bovis T2Bo
Lineage: Eukaryota; Apicomplexa; Aconoidasida; Piroplasmida; Babesiidae
Product: Helicase C-terminal domain family protein
Exons: 1
Coding region: 711-3899 (1062 amino acids)
Biological process (GO): double-strand break repair involved in meiotic recombination; nucleotide-excision repair
Cellular component (GO): nucleus
Molecular function (GO): DNA binding; hydrolase activity, acting on acid anhydrides, in phosphorus-containing anhydrides; DNA helicase activity
Source: RefSeq, a predicted model, not a curated record